UAAAUCUGCCCUUUGACCCCUGAGAUUAAAUAUUUCCUCAGGAAUCUGCGCUCUCUGUUCAGCCUGCUCUGCUCAGGCUGGCCUCAGUCCAACACCACACCUCCUGCAGCUGUGGGCUGAACCAGGAAGUCACUCCCACUCUCUCUGUCACGCAGUUUCAGAGAAACGAAACCUAACUCUGUCUCUGUCAGUGUGAGCAGUAAAAUGGCUGAAGGUGGAGGUUUACUGGAUCAGGACCAGUUGAGCUGUCCGAUCUGCCUGGAUGUACUGAAGGAUCCAGUGACUAUUCCCUGUGGACACAGUUUCUGUAUAGGCUGUAUUAAGGGCUGCUGGGAUCAGGAUGAUCAUACUGGAGUCUACAGCUGUCCCCAGUGCAGACAGACCUUCACUCCAAGGCCUGUUCUGGGCAGAAACAUCAUGCUGGCUGAAGUGGUGGAGAAACUGAAGAAGACAGGACUCCAAGUUGCUCCUCCUUCUCACUGUUACGCUGGACCUGGAGAUGUGGAGUGUGAUUUCUGCACUGGGAGAAAGCGCAAAGCCGUCAAGUCCUGUCUUGCUUGUCUGGCCUCUUACUGCGAAACUCACCUCCAGCCUCACUAUGACUUUCCUGCAUUAAAGAGGCACAAUCUGGUCAAAGCUACUGGAAACCUGCAGGAGAAGAUCUGCUCUCAUCAUGACAAACUGCUGGAGGUUUACUGUCGUACUGAUCAGCAGUGUAUCUGUUAUCUAUGUACGAUGGAUGAACACAAAGGCCAUGAUACAGUCUCAGCUGCAGCAGAAAGGACUGAGAAACAGAAGCAGUUGGGGGAGACACAGAGUAACUUCCAGCAGAGAAUCCAGGAGAGAGAGAAGGAGCUGCAGGAUGUGAGACAGGCUGUGCAGUCACUCAAGCGCUCUGCACAGGCAGCAGCGGAGGACAGUGAGAGGAUCUUUACUGAGCUGAUCCGCUCCAUUGAGAGAAGACGCUCUGAGGUGAAAGAGCUGAUCAGAGACCAGGAGAAGGCUGAAGUGAGUCGGGCUGAAGGACUCCUGGAGCAACUGGAGAAGGAGAUUGCUGAGCUGAGGAGGAGAGAUGCUGAGCUGGAGCAGUUUUCACACACAGAGGAUCACAUCCAGUUCCUCCAGAGCUGUCAGUCUCUCUGUGCCCCUCCUGGACCUGGAGACUUUCCCAGCAUCACUGUCAGUCCACAUGUCUCUUUUGAGGCUGUGAGGAAGUCUGUGUCUGAACUGAAAGAGAGACUGGAAGAUGUUUUCACGGUGGAAUUGAUCAAAGUAUCUGGAGAAGCGAAAGAAGUCAAUAUUCUAGAGCCCAAGACCAGAGAGGACUUCUUACAAUAUGCCUGUCAGCUCACACUGAACCCCAACACAGCACAUCAACGCCUCCGUCUGUCUGAGGGGAACAGAGAGGUGACCCGUGUGAAAGAGAUCCAGUCAUAUCCUGAUCAUCCAGAGAGAUUUGAGCACACGUCCCAAGUGCUGUGCAGAGAGGGUCUGUCUGGACGCUGUUACUGGGAGGCUGAGUGGAGUGGGGAUAUGGUUGAGAUAGCAGUGACAUAUAAAGAGAUCAGCAGGAAAGGGACGGGUGAUGACAGUGAUCUGGGAUCUAAUAACAAGUCCUGGGCUUUGCGCCGUAAUGGCGCCGGUUACUCUUUCUAUCACAAUAUUAAGCGCACUGAAAUCCCUGUUCCCCCCUCUUCCAGAAUAGGAGUGUACCUGGAUCACAGGGCAGGAACUCUGUCCUUCUACAGUGUCUCUGACACAAUGACCCUCCUGCACAGAGUCCAGACCACAUUCACUCAGCCCCUCUAUCCUGGGUUUUGGGUUCGGAAUGUUGGAAUCUCUGUAAAACUGUGUGAUCUGACGCCCUGUUCCUCGUCCCGGGCUCCGCCCAGCAGGGUGGCCUCCAUCUCCGUCCACGGGACGUCCCACUGGAUCUCCGUGGCGUCCGGCUUGGUCUGGGACCCCUCCCCUUUGGGGCCCUCUCUAUGGGAGCUGCCCAUGGGACAGCCGCUGCAGCAGGAGACUGAGGAAAGCAAGACUCCCCCCUACCCCCCCAUCCUCACCGCGUUCUACAGGGGCACCAUCGAGAGCGUCCUGACCAGCUGUCUCACUACCUGGUAUGGGAACUGCAGCGUCUCAGACCGCAAGUCCCUGCAGCGCAUAGUGAGGGCAGCCGAAAGGAUCAUUGGGGUCCCUCUCCCUUCUAUUCAAGACAUUUACACCAAACGCUGCACAGGCAAGGCCCGCAGCACAGCUGAGGAUCCCUCCCACCCCUCCCAUGCUCACUUUACCCCCCUGCCGUCUGGCAAGAGUUUCAGAGAAACGAAACUUAACUCUGUCAGUGCGAGCAGUAAAAUGGCUGAAGGUGGAGGUUUACUGGAUCAGGACCAGUUGAGCUGUGCGAUCUGUCUGGAUCUACUGAAAGAUCCAGUGACUAUUCCCUGUGGACACAGUUUCUGUAUGGGCUGUAUUAAGGGCUGCUGGGAUCAGGAUGAUCAUACAGGUGUUCACAGCUGUCCCCAGUGCAGAGAGACCUUCAUCCCAAGGCCUGUAUUAAGAAAAAGCACUAUGCUGGCUGAAGUGGUGGAGAAACUGAAGAAAACUGGACUCCAAGCUGGUCCUCCUGCUCACUGUUACGCUGGACCUGGAGAUGUGGCGUGUGAUGUCUGCACUGGGAGAAAGCGCAAAGCCGUCAAGUCCUGUCUUGCUUGUCUGGCCUCUUACUGCGAAACUCACCUCCAGCCUCACUAUGAAUCUUCUGCCUUUAAAAAGCACAAACUGGUCAAAGCCACUGGAAACCUGCAGGAGAAGAUCUGCUCUCAUCAUGACAAACUGCUGGAGGUUUACUGUCGUACUGAUCAGCAGUGUAUCUGUCUGCUGUGUGUGAUGGAUGAACACAGCGGGCAUAAAACAGUCUCAGCUGCAGCAGAAAGGACGGAGAAACAGAAGCAGCUGGGGGCGACACAGAGAGAAUUCCAGCAGAGAAUCCAGGAGAGAGAGAAGGAGCUGCAGGACCUGAGACAGACUGUGCAGUCACUCAAGCGCUCUGCACAGGCAGCAGUGGAGGACAGCGAGAGGAUCUUUACUGAGCUGAUCCGCUCGAUUGAGAGAAGGCGGUCUGAGGUGAAAGAGCUGAUCAGAGAUCAGGAGAAAGCGGAAGUGAGUUGGGCUGAAGGACUCCUGGAGCGACUGGAGCAGGAGAUUGCUGAGCUGAGGAGGAGAGAUGCUGAGCUGGAGCAGUUUUCACACACAGAGGAUCACAUCCAGUUCCUCCAGAGCUGUGAGUCUCUCUGUGCCCCUGUUGGACCUGAAGACUUACCCAGCAUCGCUGUCAGUCCACACGUCUCUUUUGAGGCUGUGAGGAAAUCUGUCUCUGAACUGAAAGAGAGACUGGAGGAUGUUUUCACGAUGGAGUUGAUCAAAGUACCAGGAAAAGCGAAAGAAGUCAAUAUUCUAGAGCCCAAGACCAGAGACGACUUCUUACAAUAUGCCUGUCAGCUCACACUGGACCCCAACACAGCACAUCAAUGCCUCCGUCUGUCUGAGGGGAACAGAGAGGUGACUUAUGUGGGAGAGAUCCAGUCAUAUCCUGAUCAUCCAGAGAGAUUUGAGGACUUUGCCCAAGUUCUGUGCAGAGAGGGUCUGUCUGGACGCUGUUACUGGGAGGCUGAGUGGAGUGGGGGUGAGGUUGAGAUAGCAGUGUCAUAUAAAGAGAUAAGCAGGAAAGGAGAGGGUCAUGACUGUGUUCUGGGAGGCAAUAACAAGUCCUGGAGUCUGCGCCGUAAUGCUCUUUACUGUUUCUGGCACAAUAAUGAGGAAACUGGAAUCCCUGUUCCCCCCCCCUCCAGAAUAGGAGUGUACCUGGAUCACAGGGCAGGAACUCUGUCCUUCUACAGCGUCUCUGACACAAUGACCCUCCUGCACAGAGUCCAGACCACAUUCACUCAGCCCCUCUAUCCAGGGUUUUGGGUUUAUACUUCUGGAUCCUCUGUACAACUGUGUGAUCUGAAAUGAGGCAGGGAGUGAAUGCGAAGAUCAGCUGUAAUUAAAGUGAGGGAAAAACACUGAAAUGCGACAGAAAAUGAGUUCAAUUAAAUGAAAUAUUGAACUUUAAAAGAUUAACUGGUUGAAAUAAAAAUGGAAUCCAGAC
This is a messenger RNA of Anguilla anguilla (European eel), 4150 nucleotides long. RefSeq lists its product as uncharacterized. Lineage: Eukaryota; Metazoa; Chordata; Actinopteri; Anguilliformes; Anguillidae. The transcript has 13 exons. The coding region runs from base 205 to 4014 and encodes 1269 amino acids. Gene Ontology annotation, molecular function: protein binding; zinc ion binding. The record is from RefSeq and is a predicted model, not a curated record.